This is a messenger RNA of Galdieria sulphuraria, 552 nucleotides long. RefSeq lists its product as uncharacterized. The coding region runs from base 50 to 529 and encodes 159 amino acids. The record is from RefSeq and is a predicted model, not a curated record. Lineage: Eukaryota; Rhodophyta; Bangiophyceae; Galdieriales; Galdieriaceae. The transcript has 2 exons.
AAUCGUUGCAUGAAACUUGCAAUUUCCCUUGAGAUUAUGAUUCACUGAGAUGUUUGUUGAUCACCACUGUCUUUAUCAAAGCGUUGUUCGAAGGGAAACCCUUGGAAAACCAAAAAUAGAUAGAAAAAGAGGAUAUUUUCAAAGUCCAUCAUGUUCAGAAGAGUCAAUUAGUAAAAAGAAACCCGAAUCUUCUUCCAAAGCAGGUUAUUUUAAGACCAAAGUGGAACCUUUUUAUGAGCGUGGAAGUGGUUCUCGUCCAAUAUGGGAUUUGAGACCUGUUGAUUUGAAAAGACAAACAGGAGUAGAGAAUUCGGAGCUUUGUUCUCAGUGCAACGGCACAGGAGAAACGCUAUGUGCACUGUGUGAAGGCGUUGAUUAUUAUGCGAAAGAUGGCUCUGGGAAGGUUACAUGUCCUGCUUGCAACGAUAAGAAAUAUGUUCCUUGUCACUUUUGCUAUGCCACUGGAAAGGCUAUUCAACUGAAAGAAGGCUGGUGGGAACAGGAUUUGGAGAAGCAAGUAAGAAAAUAAACUUGUUUUAGAAACAGCCAUCU